AUGAAAAUUUCCGUUAUUGCUAUCUUUGCCCUCCUGGGCCUUGUUGCAUCAUCUCCCUCUAGCAGCAGGCCCGAAAAAAGGGAACUUGGUUAUGAUGUUGGGUGCGUGGGUAACCGUGGUGGUGAUGGUACAAAGUGCUAUAUCCAGAAGAAUAGUGGCGCAACUUUCUACCCUGUUGGCUGCAAGGACAGUCAUUGGCUCUGCCCGUAA
Messenger RNA from Penicillium vulpinum, 210 nucleotides. RefSeq lists its product as uncharacterized. The transcript has 2 exons. NCBI's taxonomy places the organism in Eukaryota, Fungi, Ascomycota, Eurotiomycetes, Eurotiales, Aspergillaceae. The record is from RefSeq and is a predicted model, not a curated record. The coding region runs from base 1 to 210 and encodes 69 amino acids.